AGCCGUCCAAACAUAUUACUUUGAUAUAGCUUUCGUAAUUGACCAUAAAAAUCCACCCUCUCGAUCGACUUCGAGGCGGCCACAAACCCUUCCUUCCAAAUCCUCGAACCGAAACCCUCCAAGAAAAGCUCCCAAUACGUUAAGUUCACAGGCUGAGACAAGCCGAGCAAGUUAAGGGGCUAUGGAUUCAGAUCAGGGGAAGCUAUUCAUAGGUGGGAUCUCGUGGGAGACUACGGAGGAGAAGCUGAAGGAUUACUUUGAGAACUACGGAGACGUGAUGCAGACUGUGGUUAUGAGGGACAAGACUACUGGCAGGCCCAGGGGUUUCGGCUUCGUGGUCUUUGCAGAUCCUUCCAUUCUCGAUAGGGUUCUCCAGGACAACCACACCAUUGAUGGCAGAACGGUUGAGGCUAAGAGGGCAUUAUCAAGAGAGGAGCAGCAAACUUCUGCCAAAGCUGGGAAUCCUAGUCUAGCUAGAAGUUCUGGGGGAGGUGGAACUUUCAGAACCAAGAAGAUAUUUGUUGGAGGAUUGCCUGCCACUCUAAGUGAAGAAGGAUUUCGUCAGCAUUUUGAGACUUAUGGCCAUGUAACCGAUGUAGUAGUCAUGUAUGACCAGAAUACUGGACGACCUCGCGGGUUUGGGUUUAUUACCUUUGACACUGAAGAAGCUGUUGAUAGGGUUUUACACAAAAACUUCCAUGAUUUAGAUGGUAAGCAAGUAGAAGUAAAGCGGGCUCUUCCUAAAGAUGCGAAUCCUGGUGGGGGUAGCCGUACAAUGGGUGGUGGUGCUGGUGGUGGGGGUUCACUUGGUAGUGGUUAUCAGAACUAUGGGGCAUCUGGUGGUAACCCGAAUGCAUAUGAUGGUCGGAUGGAAUCCAAUAGGUACAUGCAGCCACAGAGUACUGGAGGUGGUUUUGGUCCAUAUGGCUCCUCUGCAUAUAGCACACCUGGCUAUGGAUAUGGUCCUGCCAAUAAUGGCAUUAGUUAUGGCGGUUAUGCUGGUGCCAAUACUGGGUAUGGUGGACCUGCCGGUGCAGCGUAUGGAAACCCAAAUGUUCCUAGUGCUGGCUUUGGAAGUGGUCCACCAGGCGCUCCGAGAAGUUCAUGGAGCACGCAAUCUCCUACUGGAUAUGGUGCUCUGGGUUAUGGUAAUACUGCUGCUUGGGGUGCUCCAACUGGAAGCACUGGUGCUCCUAGUGGUGGCCCAGGCUCAGCUCCUACGGGCCACUCACCUAGUGGGGCCACUGGGUAUGGGAAUCAAACUUAUGGCUAUGGUGGUUAUGGUGGGAGUGAUGGGUCUUAUGGGAAUCCUGGUGGAUAUGGUGCUGUUGGAGGGCGUUCUGGGAGUGUGCCAAAUAACAAUGCUGGUGGUCCAGGUGGAGGGGAUAUGCAAGGGAGUGGAUACAUGGGAAGUGGCUAUGGUGAUGCUAAUGGUAAUCCAGGGUAUGGAAAUGCAGCAUGGAGAUCUGAACAAUCACAAACUUCUGGAAAUUAUGGUGCUCCUCAGGGGAAUGGUCCUCAUGGUGGGCAGGUUGCCUAUGGUGGGGGAUAUGCCAGUGCUCAAGCCCGAACCCAACAACAGUAAUUAUUAUGGCUAGAGAUCCAACUGGAUCACCAUCUUUGUUUCUUUACUGUGAGAGGCUCGGAAUUGUUUUCCAUGCCAGGCAGCACAGGGAGUGGUGCAAGUUGAAUGUCAACACCCUUGGGGACUGGUUGGAUUGCUUGAUUCCCUGUAGUUUGCAGUAUCUAUUUUCUAGUCUUUAAUAAGUAGUAAUUUUGAGGCGUACGAGACAGUCCUAUUUAAUAUGUGCUUUUGAGUGUUGUCUUAAAUUUGGCGUGCUUAUAAUUCUCUACUAGCUCAUCUGGAAUUUAUCCUUAGUGUUUAAGCUGUGGUAGCUUAUAUAACCUUGCUAUUGUUGGUUUGAUUA
Molecule: messenger RNA, 1928 nt
Organism: Juglans microcarpa x Juglans regia
Lineage: Eukaryota; Viridiplantae; Streptophyta; Magnoliopsida; Fagales; Juglandaceae
Product: heterogeneous nuclear ribonucleoprotein 1-like
Exons: 2
Coding region: 182-1585 (467 amino acids)
Molecular function (GO): RNA binding
Source: RefSeq, a predicted model, not a curated record